Molecule: messenger RNA, 2760 nt
Organism: Pochonia chlamydosporia 170
Lineage: Eukaryota; Fungi; Ascomycota; Sordariomycetes; Hypocreales; Clavicipitaceae
Product: ribonuclease P complex subunit Pop1
Exons: 1
Coding region: 1-2760 (919 amino acids)
Biological process (GO): tRNA 5'-leader removal
Cellular component (GO): ribonuclease MRP complex; nucleolar ribonuclease P complex
Source: RefSeq, a predicted model, not a curated record
AUGGGCCCAAAGCCUUCAUCUGGUGGUCCAUCAGGAUCUGUCUCCGCGAAACGAAAUGCUGCUUCCGGCCCCGGCAAUGGCUCUGCCAGUACAAGCGCGAAAAGUGAUGUGUUCCGCCAAAAGAGAGCCAUGGUGCACUCGGCGCGACAUAUCCCAGCCCAGCCCGCAGACGCCGCUUUGAAAGAUGGCGAACUUGAUCUUCAGGCAUUUGUUGCCGCGCACGAGUUCGAGAUUCGCUCUCUAGAGCAGAGCAUGGCCACCUCCAAGUCCGUGAGUGCCAGCCGCGCAUUUCAGCAGGUGCCACGAGGAUUGCGCCGCCGCACAGCAAGCCAUAACCCCAAGAGAGUACCUCGAAGACUACGAACAAGAGCAAGAAAGGAGAUGGAAGAGGAUAAUACCCCUACAGUAGAAUCUAGAAAACGAAAGCCGAGAACAACAAGGGCGAGAAUACGGGCGGAGACUGCUAAGCGACUGGGUAUCCUGGCGGCUCGGAAACGAAAAAGAUUACUUCAAAAGGCCAAAAUUGCUCAAAAUGAAGGCAAAGAACCUCCAUCUGCGGUCGGCAACUUACUUAAACGACAACUCAAGCCGAAAAUUCGAAGGAACCAGCUCAACGACCCGCCCAAACCGGCGGCCAAGUUUCGAAAGAGACAGAUUAACAAGACUUGGCUCCCAACCCAUAAAUGGCACGCCAAGAGAGCGCGAAUGACGGAGCCUAAGAAUCCUCUUUGGCGUUUUGCCAUCCCGUUGACGCCUACGGAAAAGAUCUAUCGACCAACUCAUCGUGCUCAAGGCGAGAGAGGCACCAUGGUUUGGGAUACGAGUUAUAUGAGCACAAUUGGUCUAUAUGGAAGCCUCCAAAAAUUAGAGAAAAUCCUCAAGCAAAUUGGAGUUGAGCAAGAAUGGUGUUGGAAUGACAAAGGCAAGAAAUGGAGGAUGGGACUGAAAGCAUGGUCCGGCAAUCUUUCGCGGCAACGCGACGGUCACACGCGGCUGAUGUGUCCGGCCACUGUUUUGUGGAAUCCAGAGCCUUUGAACUCAGAUGUUGAAGCAGCAAGUACGGACCAGCAAAGUCGGCAACUCUAUAUUAGAAUCAGCCCCGCAGCAUUCCUAGAGGUGUUCACCGAACUGGUACGCCUCGCGAAAAUGAAGGGUUCAGGGGUAUAUGUCGAAGAUUUAAGAUACGAAAUUGGCAGCAUCGAAUUGACUGGUCCUGCGUCUACGGAAACCCUUUUAAGUACCAUCACACCCUACUCGACAAAGGAAAAGCCCAAGAACAGACACGCCAGCCUCUUUGGUUCUCUCAAAGGUCUAACUAAUCCCGCCUCAUUACCAGCAAACUCCGUUCUCGGAUUCCAGAUACAAGACCCUCGGCUACGACAUCCACCACGAAAAAUGGAAUUUGUCAAUGAUGCUGAAGCUGAGAACAAGCUUCUGGAGUUGUUGGCCCGUUGGCCUGCGGAAGAGGAGCUCGAACCCUACCGCCUAUUUGACCGAAACAACCGGUUCCAAGCAACAUGCUUACCUACGCAGCAGGCUAUCAACAAAAGACGAAGCGCAAUACUACCCGGAUCUUUUUUGAAAGCUGCUCAAACGGAUCCUCCCAUUCCUAUAAUCCUGAUUGCAUCUCGCUCACCUACGGGUAUGCAAGCCCAAGGAACGUGGACGCUGCUGAUGCCAUGGAAAUGCAUCUUACCAUUGUGGUAUAGCAUUGUUCACUGUCCUCUCGUAUCUGGGAUGAAUCCUCGGUUCGGUGGGCUGAACGAGACCAUGCAGGUUGCAUUUGAACGGGGUUUGCCAUGGUUCCCAACCGACUUUCUGGACACUGAUGCCGGGGCUGAGUGGGAGCUAGACCAACGGCAACAAAGGCAACGAGCAUACGACAGACGACCCAAGAGCAAGAGAAUAGAGUGGGCGACGGUGGACCUGGGCGCUGGCAGAAAAGGCGAAGUUGGCAAUCCUUUAGCCUGCGACUUUGAGUUUCUCUUCGGGUUACCGGCACCUCGAAAGCCUACGGCUGAGGAACCCGAGCUUGUUCAGGCAGACAAGUCAGACGACGAAGACGCCAUGGACGUAGAUGAAAAAGAUGCUGCGUCCCAAAAGACUCCGGACCCUCUCUCGUUGAAAUUGCUCAACUCUGUUACCGGAGCGGGCUUCGACAGGCUUGUUGCCUCUCCAGAUUCUCCGCCAACUAUACCACCAAAUGCAAUCAUGAAUGUGCGCGUCAACCUCUUAUCCCGAGGCGCAGUAACUACAUGCGCUCGAAUAUACAGGCUACCUCAGUCGCCCAUCCCUACACCAACGUCCUCGAACGCGGAAGUCCCAGCAACUAUACCCCAAGCCAGCCGUACCUCCUCUUUACCACACGAUCUACGCACCCAAUGGCUUUCCAAAGUCCCGUCAGGAUGUAAACCUUCGUCCCAAAGACGGCGCAACAACAACACGAAACCUACAGACAUGGAAUCUCGCAGGCGACUCCUCGCUCAAGAAUUAACAGCACCGCCAGCACCUUAUCCGCCCCCUGCACCAAACCAAGUCGACAUCGGCGGUCAUCCCCUUGUUCCGGACACAGCCGAUCUCAUUGGCUUUGUAACAUCCGGCUCAUAUUGUCUUCGGGACGGCAAAGCAGCAGCGAUGGGAAGUAUUGCCGUCGACAAAGUACUCCCAGGAGUGAAGGCGAGUCACAAAGAAGGACGAUUAUGUAUAGUACGCAAUGCAGGCGAGAAUGUCGGCUGGAUAGCAAGAUGGGAAGCAAUCUAG